CUCACGCAGGAGCAAGAAGCUGGUCCUCUCAUCAGUCAGCAGAGAGACGGGCCACGAGCAGGAUGUCGUCAGCUGUGGCCUUCUUGCUUAAGGGUGACUGGGACGAGCAGCCUGUCGGCUCCGCCCCCAAGAUGACGUCAUCCACCACCACGCGGCCGCCGGGGUUCGUACAGUGCUACGUCUGCCAAAGGGAAUUCGGGUCUCGGUCCAUCGAGAUCCACGAACCUCAGUGCCUCGAAAAGUGGAGAGCCAGAAACGCUAAAUUGCCAAAGUUAGUUCAAGUUUGAGCUAGUUCUUUAUUUCAGUUUUUAAGGGUUUGGAUACCCCCCCCCCCCCCCCGUGCGUGGUGGCCUUAAAAAAUAAUUAAAAGUCGGAUAAGUGGAUCUGAAGCAAAAUGAGUGUGUAUGAGUGACUUCUGAUUUGAAUAUAAGGAAGAUUUUGGAAGUUUGAAGUCGAUACUUGGAAAGUUUUGUGCUGUGUGAUUACUCGAUCCGUGCUUUGACCAAAACUUUUUUUUUUUAUUGAGAAAUGCAAAGUUCACUUGUAAAUUUAUGUGGAUGAUUAAGUUGUGGAGAUUUAAAUGGAAGUGGAAAAAAUAGCAUCCGGGAUAAAUGUAUGCUGGCCAUCACGGUAUAUGUAUGUGGAUAAUUUUUUUUUUUUUUCUAAAAUAUGCUUUAAAUAUAUUAUAUAUAUUCUCCGUUCAUUAUAUGAUAAAAUGUACUUUGAUUGUACACGUAGAAUGUAUAAAGACUCUCAAUUUAAAGAAGUAUUAUAAAAGGAUGCGAAUUUUUACAGUUUAUAUACUUUUUUUUUUUAUUACUACAUCAUUAUUACCAUUUCUUCCGUUAUUUUUAAAAUUUAUUUAUAUUGUGUGUUUCUUUACUCUCCAUCAGUUAUGUAGACAAUAGACGUUUGUAUUUUUUCGUCAUGAAUUCAGGUGUAUGAUCAUUAAUCACAAGAAAUUUUGUUAUAAAAUAUUCAAUACACAUUAAAAAUAUAUAUACAUUAGACCACAGACUCGCUUUUACAGUAGAACCUAAAAUGACGGGGGAUUCAAGGAUCGAAAAAAAUAGAUUUGUGGAAUGAUAUGAGAUUAAACAAUAUAACAUUAACUGGACGUUGUAUAUUUCUGGAGAUUCUAGAUGCCUGACCUAUCGAAGCUGACAUAUAGGAAUCUGUUACGCCAUACAUUUCUUAUAUUUGACAUUCUGUUACAUACACUGGAUACUUUACGUGUUCCGUAGGCUAUGUUUUAUUAAGUAUUUUCUAUUUCUGAAUUGUAUUCGUUUU
This is a messenger RNA of Penaeus chinensis, 1290 nucleotides long. Its product is annotated as zinc finger protein 474-like. The record is from RefSeq and is a predicted model, not a curated record. Bases 63 to 287 code for a protein of 74 amino acids. Lineage: Eukaryota; Metazoa; Arthropoda; Malacostraca; Decapoda; Penaeidae. The transcript has 2 exons.